Messenger RNA from Acanthochromis polyacanthus (spiny chromis), 2448 nucleotides. Its product is annotated as cytochrome P450 2K1-like. Gene Ontology annotation, molecular function: heme binding; iron ion binding; oxidoreductase activity, acting on paired donors, with incorporation or reduction of molecular oxygen, reduced flavin or flavoprotein as one donor, and incorporation of one atom of oxygen. The record is from RefSeq and is a predicted model, not a curated record. The transcript is spliced from 14 exons. NCBI's taxonomy places the organism in Eukaryota, Metazoa, Chordata, Actinopteri, Pomacentridae. Bases 42 to 2393 code for a protein of 783 amino acids. Gene Ontology annotation, biological process: xenobiotic metabolic process. Gene Ontology annotation, cellular component: intracellular membrane-bounded organelle; cytoplasm.
AAUGCAAGUAACCUACUGUGGACAGUGUUUCUUUUAAAAUCAUGGGGGUGUUAGAUAUUUCUCUACAGUCCUUCAAUUCUGUCUCUCUGCUGGGAGCUCUGACAGUCCUGCUGCUCAUCUAUUUCAUCUCCUCUUCCAGUUUAGAUUCACAUUAUAAUGGGAAGGAGCCUCCAGGACCCACACCACUUCCUGUGCUGGGGAAUCUGCUGCAGCUGGACAUGAAGAGAAUCUUCAUCACAUUACCAGAGCUCUUUAAGAAGUAUGGAUCAGUCUUCACCGUCUAUUUUGGACCAAAGAAAGUGGUGGUCCUGGCAGGAUACAAGACAGUGAAGGAGGCACUUGGGAACUAUGAUGACGUGUUUGGGGACAGAGAUCCAUUAUUAUUUGUGGAUGAAGCUAACCAAGGACAUGGGGUUACAUGGUCUAAUGGUGACUCUUGGAAAGAAAUGAGGCACUUUGCCUUGAGUAACCUGAGACAGUUUGGAAUUGGCAAAAAAGCAAGUGAGGACAAAAUCAUUGAGGAAAGUCACCACCUCAUUGAAGUUAUUAAGAAAUUCAAAGGAGCCGCUUUUGAUACAACCGAACCUCUUACCUAUGCAGUCUCUAAUAUCAUCAGCUCCAUUGUGUUUGGCAGCAGAUUUGAGUAUGAUGAUCCAGUGUUGACAUCUCUGGUACAUCAAACAAAGCGACGUUUUCAGUUUCUGAACUCUCCCUCAGUGCAGGUAUACAACAUGUUCCCGCGGUUCUUCAAGUGGAUUGCAAACAGGAGGGAAUUCCACAACGUGAUUACUGACCAUAAAAAACAAAUUUUUGCCCUUGUGAGUCGUUUGAAGGAGACCCUCAAUCCACAGAUGUGCAGAGGAUUUGUGGACGCCUUUCUGGUCCGCCAGCAAAAUGUGGAGUCCUUCAAUUCUGUCUCUCUGCUGGGAGCUCUGACAGUCCUGCUGCUCAUCUAUUUCAUCUCCUCUUCCAGUUUAGAUUCACAUUAUAAUGGGAAGGAGCCUCCAGGACCCACACCACUUCCUGUGCUGGGGAAUCUGCUGCAGCUGGACAUAAAGAGAAUCUUCAUCACAUUACCAGAGCUCUUUAAGAAGUAUGGAUCAGUCUUCACCGUCUAUUUUGGACCAAAGAAAGUGGUGGUCCUGGCAGGAUACAAGACAGUGAAGGAGGCACUUCUUGACUAUCGUGAUGUGUUUGGGGACAGAGAUCCAUUAUUACUUGCGGAUGAAGCUAACCAAGGACAUGGGGUUACAUGGUCUAAUGGUGACUCUUGGAAAGAAAUGAGGCACUUUGCCUUGAGUAACCUGAGACAGUUUGGAAUUGGCAAAAAAGCAAGUGAGGACAAAAUCAUUGAGGAAAGUCACCACCUCAUUGAAGUUAUUAAGAAAUUCAAAGGAGCCGCUUUUGAUACAACCGAACCUCUUACCUAUGCAGUCUCUAAUAUCAUCAGCUCCAUUGUGUUUGGCAGCAGAUUUGAGUAUGAUGAUCCAGUGUUGACAUCUCUGGUACAUCAAACAAAGCGACGUUUUCAGCUUCUGAACUCUCCCUCAGUGCAGGUAUACAAUAUGUUCCCGCGGUUCUUCAAGUGGAUUGCAAACAGGAGGGAAUUCCACAACGUGAUUACUGACCAUAAAAAACAAAUUUUUGCCCUUGUGAGUCGUUUGAAGGAGACCCUCAAUCCACAGAUGUGCAGAGGAUUUGUGGACGCCUUUCUGGUCCGCCAGCAAAAUGUGGAGGAAUCUGGAAUUACCAACAGCCACUUUCACACUGCUAACCUUAUGACAACAGUCAUCAAUCUGUUUGCUGCCGGCACUGAGACAACAUCAACUACAAUGAAAUGGGGACUUCUAUAUUUGGCCAAGUAUCCAAAGAUACAAGACCAGGUCCGUGAGGAAAUGACAAGGGUCAUAGGAAGUCGUCAGGUGCAGUUCAGUGACAGGAAAGACCUGCCCUUCACCAACGCUGUCAUCCAUGAGACACAAAGACUGGCCAGCAUCGUCCCCAUUUCAGUUCCUCACAAAACCACCAGAGACAUCACUUUUCAGGGCCACUUCAUUAAGAAGGGAUCUACAGUGUAUCCUCUCUUGACAUCUGUCCUGCAUGAUCCUACGGAGUGGGAGAGACCUCACUGCUUUUUUCCUGCUCACUUCCUGGACAAAGAUAAAAACUUUGUCAAGCCAGAUGCCUUCCUGCCAUUUUCUGCAGGUCCCAGGAAUUGUCUUGGACAGAGUCUGGCUACGAUGCAGCUCUUCCUCUUCCUGGCCACCCUUCUGCAGCAUUUUCGUUUCACUCCAGCACCUGGAGUUUCAGAGGAUGAACUAGAUGAGACACCAUCUGGGAGGUUUAGUGUUGUCCCUUCUCCUCAUAAAUUGUGCGCCGUUCCCAUCAUGUGAGGAAGAGGCCUUCUUUAAAAUGCUCUGUGACCCUAUGUAAAUUGAUUCACCUCCA